UCAAAAAGGGAGGAAAUCAGGAGAGAGAGGACCAUAAUUGUGUGUUUUUGCCUUUCAGUGAUUGACAGAAACAAACUGCAGCAGCAGCUGAGUCUCAGACCAGUUGGUGCAAAGGUUGCUGCUAAUAAUACACAUGAACACACAUUCACACACACACACACACACACACACACACACACACACACAAAGAGACAACACGUUUAACUGAUGCACUGAUAUUCUGUUGAUUGGUUAUGUUGCUUAAUCGGCAUUGUAUUAUGAAAUUCCUGCCAUAAAGCAACACAGUGUUCAGCCACCUCAGCAGAAAUAAUGGGACCUUGAAGGACCGGGAGACCUGACAGAGUGAACACGCUGAAAAGAUUUAUGUUGAACGGACCUUUGUCACAGACCUGGGAGGAUAACGUUACAGCGGAAAUAGAAGAGUAUUCUUGACCUCUCAGGGUGUAACAGGAGUGAACACGGAGCUUCAGCAGAAGCAAACAGAACGGAGCAAAGACUCAGAGAAACCUUCCCACAUCCAAAAACUGAAGCUGAGGUGAAGUCAGCACUGGAGCCUGUUGGACUGAAGCAUUUCUGGGCUGGAUUUCACAGCGUGCACACAUUUGGAGCGUGUGGAAUGCUGGAAGCCAGUUGCCACCUUAUCCACAUAAUGCAGCACACGCCCCACACAUGGGUGAAGAAGCUUCACUGCUGACAUCUGAGGGUUUCAACUGUUAUUAAUGCACAGCAGCAGCUCUGAAUUUCUGCAGGAUUAACCGUCAAAGGAUCUGAACUCAUUCUUGAUUUCAUCGUUGUUGUGUUUGUACAUUUACAGUGGAUUACAACCUCAUCUCUUGGCUUUGACUUGGAUAAUCUUCACUACUGUGUUGAGUUCUGACUCUCCUUUAAUAGUUUAGACCUGGUCAGAGAUCUGGAUGUGGGUUCAGAUGGUCCUCAACUCGGUGCUGGUGGUCCUGACGGACUUGGCAGCCAGGUUACUGGGUAACUCUCUGUGCCGGCAGCAUUUCCACCUGCUGCUGUCUGCGGUGGUGGUGUUCGGCCCUGCGCUGAGCCUCUGGGUGUCUCAGCACAGUGUGUUCGCCAAGAGAAGCCACUUCCUCUACAGAUUGUUCUUGCGCUCUGGUUGGGGCUGGACCUGCAUCUUCCUCGGCUCCUUCGUCUUCCUCCUCUCCUUCUCCAUCCGUCGUUCCCUCUCGCUCUCCCUUCGUCACCUCUCCAGGCUUGCAGUGGCCGGUGGUCUCUGGCUGGGCUGCUGUAAACUCCUGGACCUCCUGGAGAACGCCACAGGAAGCUGCUACGAAGCUUUACAGCCCGGUUCAGAGGUCGCCAACGGGCAGCCUCUGCUGGUGCUGCGCGAGGGCGAAAGCAAGUGUGAGUGCCUGAAGGCCGGGAUGCUGUGGAGGGGGUACGAGGUUUCAGAGGAUGUUUUCCUCCUCUGUCUAUGUUGCCUGCUGCUGGUGGAGGAAGCGUCCGUGUUCGGCCCUUAUCUCAGCCUCGGGGGGACAUCUGAUGCCCCUCUGAGGAUCCUCUUCUUGUUUUGUGUGCUUCUUCUGGCACUCUGGAUCUUUCUGUUGCUCUGUCUUCUGGCCUACUUCCCUCACUUCCCCACCCAGCUGCUGGGGGGCGCUCUAGGCUGUCUGGUUUGGAGGGGACUGUAUCAGGGCUGGUAUCGCAAGGGGCCCAGCUGGUGCUGCCCAGGGAGACCCGGUCAUGGACUGCUCAACACCAAGAUCAGCAGUACUGAGACAGAGGAUGCAAUGAUCCACAAUCACUACCACUAACUGCGGAAACAAAAACCAUUUAUCAAACAUGAAACAACUGAGGGACUCAAGAUUGUGUGUGUUUCUGUAUGUUGUUUGACUUUUACUGGGAGUUUUCUCCUUACUGCACACAAAUCAUUGUGGAUUUACUGCCUGUCCUCACAGGUAACACAGUACUUUCACAUUGUAAGCGAUACAUACAGCAAGUUUAUGAUGCAACACAAUUGGUUGUGUCAUCAUCCGUGGGCUCAACAAAGCCCAGACAGAUCCGUGUGUCGUCCUGUUGUGAGGCAAUAGGUAUUUUGGGCCAUGUCAGUGACAGGGUUAGUCUUUUGUACGUCAGGUUUUCUUCUUCGUGAAUCCAGGAGACAUUUAAUCUGAUGAGAAGCGAGGUUGUCAUCUUGGGCCUCAUGUUGUAUUCAAUGAGUUUCUCCUUAAAGUACCUGUGACAUCAAUUUCUUUUGAUAAAUGUGAUUCCACUUUUGGAAAGAUAACAUGGAUAUCAUAUUGCAAAAGCAAUUUCACACCAGUGAGAUGAACAGUUGUUGAGAUACUUGCAUGUGAAGUAACAGGAAGUGAUGUCAAAGGGGAACGUCUGCAUGUAAAC
Messenger RNA from Austrofundulus limnaeus, 2367 nucleotides. RefSeq names its product fat storage inducing transmembrane protein 1, like (gene fitm1l). Gene Ontology annotation, molecular function: coenzyme A diphosphatase activity. The coding region runs from base 915 to 1781 and encodes 288 amino acids. NCBI's taxonomy places the organism in Eukaryota, Metazoa, Chordata, Actinopteri, Cyprinodontiformes, Rivulidae. Gene Ontology annotation, cellular component: endoplasmic reticulum membrane. The record is from RefSeq and is a predicted model, not a curated record. The transcript has 2 exons. Gene Ontology annotation, biological process: lipid storage; lipid droplet organization; phospholipid biosynthetic process.